This is a messenger RNA of Cyprinus carpio (common carp), 756 nucleotides long. Its product is annotated as lysine--tRNA ligase-like. The transcript is spliced from 5 exons. The record is from RefSeq and is a predicted model, not a curated record. Bases 16 to 741 code for a protein of 241 amino acids. Lineage: Eukaryota; Metazoa; Chordata; Actinopteri; Cypriniformes; Cyprinidae.
UAGGACGUUUGCAUCAUGUUGACUCUGGUCAGAAUAUGCAGGCUGCAAAUGUUCAGGCUGCAGACGUUUGCUCUUCCCAGCUCACAAAACCUGCAUUUGCUUAUUGAAGGAAGUCGCUGGAGAAGUGGCAAAAGUGAGCUGAAAAGGCGCAUGAAAGCUGAGAAGAAAGCAACUGAGAAGGAAGCCAAGGACAAAGAACAGCAGGAACAGAAGGAGACCAAUGAGAAGUCACAGCAAGAUGCAAAUGAGGCAGAUGAGGAAACUUUGGACCCAAAUCAAUACUUCAAGAUUCGUUCACAAGCCAUUCAAGCCUUGAAGGGAACAGCUGAAGACCCAUACCCUCACAAAUUCAACGUGGACUUAUCGCUUACAGAGUUCAUUGACCGAUAUAACAACCUUCAGCCAGGGGACCACUUGACAGAUGUCGUCCUCAGUUUAUCGGGUCGUAUCCACGCCAAGAGGGCUUCAGGUGUCAAGCUGCUGUUCUAUGAUCUGCGAGGAGAGGGAGUCAAGCUGCAGGUCAUGGCCAACUCCAGGAACUACAAAUCAGAAGAAGAUUUUGUGCACAUCAACAACAAAUUAAGGCGUGGGGACAUCAUUGGGGUCCGGGGCAACCCUGGCAAGACAAAGAAGGGCGAGCUGAGCAUCAUCCCGAUCGAGAUGACCUUGUUGUCUCCAUGUCUUCACAUGCUUCCCCACCUUCACUUUGGCCUGAAAGACAAGGUAAAGUUUAGUUGUUAAAACACCUUGGAAAUA